Molecule: messenger RNA, 3080 nt
Organism: Dioscorea cayenensis subsp. rotundata (Guinea yam)
Lineage: Eukaryota; Viridiplantae; Streptophyta; Magnoliopsida; Dioscoreales; Dioscoreaceae
Product: probable disease resistance protein At1g58602
Exons: 1
Coding region: 103-2991 (962 amino acids)
Biological process (GO): defense response to other organism
Molecular function (GO): ADP binding
Source: RefSeq, a predicted model, not a curated record
GCAAACUUGAUUGUUCCUAUUAUAAGUAAGGCUUGAUAGGAGUUUGGGAUGUUACCUCUCACAAGCAUUAGCAUCUGGAGAGAGAUUGAAAUAUAGAGAGACAUGGAGCAUAUAGUUUCCUUUGCUGUGACGAAGCUGGUUGAUCUCUUAGCACAUGAAGUCGGGUUUCUCGAAGGAGUGGAUGAUGAGCUGAGAUCCCUUCGCGAUCUGCUCCAGUGGAUUGAAGCACUCCUUAAAGACACCGAUAUUCAUAGCAACAAAGACAAUGAUGAACGUGCUAAGCUUUGGGUGAACCAGGUACGAGAUCUUGCUCAUGACGCCGAAGACAUCAUCGACAACUACAUCUUCAGAGUGCAUCAUCUGGAUCAUGCAUCCCCAAGCAGUUGGCUCUCUUCCUUGGGAGCAUGUCCUGUUCUACCUUCCAAACUAUCAAUCCUCCAUGACCUUGGCAAUAAGAUUCACAAGGUCAAGGGGAGAGCUCAGGAGAUCUAUGAUAAUCAGAGAAAGAUUGGCAAUAUUGCAAGCAGCGGAGAUGGCCCUUCAAACUCAAACAUUAAUGAAGCAAGACCACCACCAGUGAGGCGGAGACGAACUCAAGAUGUGGAGGAGGCCGAUGUUCUCGGCUUUGAUGAACAUUUCCAGGCAUUGGCAAGGAUGCUGAUGGGGGAUGAUGGGAAUAAGAGGCGCGCUGUCAUAUCGAUCACUGGCAUGGGAGGGGCAGGCAAAACCACUCUCGCCAGGAAGAUCUUCUCUGACCCAGGCAUCAAAAGGCACUUCACAUUUCAAGCAUGGAUCUGGGUUUCCCAAGAGAAUCCAGCUCGACAAUUAUUGGAGGCUAUUGCUAAAAAUGCAAUGUCUAUAUCUAACCUAGAAUUGGAAGACAAAUACCUGAGCCAUGCAGAAAUGAAGCCAUAUGAAAACAUUACCACUAAAGAUGAGCAGGAAGACUGGUUGGAACACCUGAGACAUUUGAUGGUGAAGAACGAAGUUUGUUCGCACUUGAAAAAAAAUAAAUACUUGGUGAUCCUAGAUGAUAUAUGGAGCAAAGAAGCUUGGGAUACCAUUGAAGGUCUGCUACCAGAUAUGAUGAAUGGAAGUCGAGUGUUGCUAACCACUCGCAAGCAAGAUGUGGCAUUGCAUGCAGAUAGGCAGAGCCCUCCCUACGAGGUCAAGUUCUUGGGAGAAGAAGAUAGCUGGGAGUUGUUUUGCAAAAAGGCAAUUCCAACAAAGUGUAGCAAUGAUUGCCCGCCACACUUGAAACCUAUAGGAAGAGAGAUGGUGGCCAAAUGUUGUGGUUUGCCGCUUGCCAUCAUUGUAUUGGGACGCCUAGUGUUGACUAGACGUCAAUCAGCUGAGGAAUGGAGGAAGUUGCUAAAAAGCACGAAUUGGCAACUAAGGCAGGGCGAACAGAAGAUAUCAGAAAUACUAGCCCUCAGCUACCAUCAUCUCCCUUACUACAUGAAGCCAUGCUUUCUCUACUUUAGCAUCUACCCCAAGGGCGCUCUAAUCAGUGCCAAAAGGCUAAUUCGACUUUGGAUUGCGGAGGGUUUUAUCCAACCCAGAGACCAAGAAACCAUGGAGGAAGUCGCGGAGGAUUACCUUGAGGAGUUGGUGCACUGGAGUAUGAUUCAAGUGGUGGAGAGACAUGACCAUGGAGGUAUAAAGAUUUGUCGAAUCCAUGAGCUUCUCCAUGACCUCUCAAUCUUUCUGGCCCAAGGUAUGAACUUCAUUCAUAUUCCUAGCAAUGACAAGGAGGAGAAUAUUUUACAUAACUGCCGUCGACUUGCUCUCCAUGAUGACAAGAGUACGAGGUACAUUGCUCGAUCUUAUUCUAUUGACUCCAAUUCACGUUUGCGCACUAUAACUUCAGUAGACAUGGGGAAGAGCAUCUCUAAAAUGGAGAAAUUCUUCCAUGACUUGAAGUUGCUGAGAGUCAUAAAUCUACAGGGUACAAGAAUCAAGUCAUUGCCGAAUGAUAUAGGAAAGUUAAUUCAUUUAAGGUACUUGGGCUUGCGUUAUACAGAUCUAACAGAGCUACCAUCCUCCAUCGGCAAACUCAUAAAUCUGCAAACUCUUGACAUUAAGAAAUCUAUGCAUAUCAGUGAGCUACCAAGUCAAGUGUGGAAGAUGCAGCGCAACCUAAGACAUUUGGAAGGCAAUUAUUUGUCAAUCAAGGGACUGCCAAGCACUGAGAGCCUACCUAAUCUACAAACUCUUUCAAAUGUUAAAGCUGGCACAUGGUUGCAGAAUGGUUUACAAAAGAUGACGAACAUUAGCAAACUAGGAGUCCAUGAUGUCACUGGCACUGACAAGGAGGCAUUGUUAGAUUGUCUUGGCAAACUAGACAAUCUCACUAAAUUGACAUGGAAAACGAAAUUGGCAUGGAAAACGACGUAUCAUCAUAUGAUACCUAGCUCAAUAUUCUCCACUAGUCAAUACAGGAAUAAUAUCCAAAUUCUUUAUUUGGGUGGCCCGUUGGAAGGGCUGCCAGAUGCUAUCUGCAUGUCUGCAAGCCUCACCAAAUUGACCUUACAAUCAACAAGGCUUCAAGAAGAUCCCCUAGUGAUGCUUGGGAAGCUAGCUAAUCUUCAGGUUCUUAGGUUAAGAGAUGCUUUUGUUGGAGAGGAGAUGGUUUGCGUGGAGAAAGGAUUCCCUCAAUUGAAAGUGUUAGAACUGAAAUCCUUGUCUGAAUUGGAGGUAUGGAGCAUAAAGGAUGAGGCCAUGCCCAAGCUUAGAGAAUUGGAAAUAGAGGCAUGUGAAUAUUUAAUGAUGCUUCCCCAAGGCCUUCAAAUGGUUACUAGUUUGCAGAAGUUGAAAGUGAUACGAAUGAAUGAUAACUUCUGCCGAAGGUUGAGAAAUAAUGAUGGUGAGGACUGGGAAAAAAUCAAGCACAUACCCUCAGUCAUGGUGUUUCGUGAAAGAAAUAAAGCUGUGCCGUGUCGUCAACGUCCGCAAAAAAGAAAAGUAUCACAUCACCAAAUAUGUAGGUAACUGAUGCAAACCCAACACCAACGCUGUGGCAUUUUUUUAGAACUAUGCUUGUUGAUAGAUAGAGUUUGUUAAUAAGUAUUGGAAUUUUA